CUGGCGGGUGCGGCGGUUCCGUCGUCAGGGAAGCGGUCGGUGGCGGUGGCGGGCGGGGCUGGACCCCCCGGGAGCGGCGGGAUUUGCGGGUCGGGAGCCGCCCUGGCCGUCCCGGGAGCAGACUUCCUCUGCGUGUGUGACCCAAAGCAAGAAUUGUUCUUGUCGCCUCUUGUUUUCGGCGUUGGUACAAGAACUGAGAAGAUGGUGAAUGUUCUGAAAGGUGUUCUGAUUGAAUGUGACCCAGCAAUGAAGCAAUUUCUGCUCUACUUGGAUGAGUCAAAUGCAUUGGGAAAGAAGUUCAUCAUACAAGACCUGGAUGAAACUCAUGUCUUUGUAUUGGCUGAGUUGGUUAACUUCCUCCAGGAGAGAGUGGGCGAGUUAAUGGACCAGAACUCUUUUCCUAUUACUCAAAAGUAAAAAGACUAGAGAAAUGAGAUUACUGCGAGUUUUGGAAUAGUGAAUUUCAAUAGCUUGGUUUGUUACCGUUUUAAUAGAUACACUAUGGUUAGUAAGUUCCACAUGGAAGUAGCUACAAUAGAAAAUGGAUCAUUUUUGUAGACAAAAUACUCUUGAAUUGGAUUUUAUUUCUCAUUUUGAAAGAUUAUAGUAUCUUUAUUAAAAUCCUUAAGAUGAUACACUUGAGGACUUGCCCAGAGAAUUUUUGAUGCAUGCUCUCCGUUCUUCCUUUAGGAUUUUUAUCUUGCAAGGUGGUGUCACCCAACAAUUAGGGUGGUGUCUUUGUAAUGGAAUGCUACAUGAAUUUCUCUAAUGUGUUACAUUCCUGUGGAAUUGAUUAAAUCUGGAUAUAGUGUGACUGAUAGAAUGUAAAGAGUAUCUGUUAAGGUAUGAUCUGUGCUUGGUGGAACAUCUCCAUACGUUGAAGGCAUGGUCAGAUACUGCUUUAACUUAAUGGAUUUUAUACACCAAAAAUGAAAGAUGGUGUGAAUUUUCUUUUCUUUUUGUUUUUUUGUUUUUUGGGGGGGUUUUUUGAUUGUUUGUUUGUUUGGGUUGUUUUUCCAAGUGCUUUACAAAUGCCCUGUAGUACUUGCCUACUUUUACCAAGGCUAUGCUUUCUGUGCUGUUCUGGGUUUGCGGAGUAGUGGUGAGCAUCUAGAAGUUUUGAGGCAGGAGAUGGGGACCACAAAAUCCAUUACUCAACCUCAUCCCAUUUUAACUGUAAACUGAUUACUUGCAUAUAAACAGUAGCAAAUUGAAGGGGUAACAUAUAUGGGAGACCAGUCCUUUAGAUAUAAAUGCUUGUAUUUUUCCACUGAAGCUAAUACCUAGACACAAUAGGCUAUGUGAUCAGGAAGUGGAAAUAAAGAUGUUUGUUCCACUUGUGAAGAAGAAAGAUGGCUUUAUUUUUUUUGGAGUGUUGGGUUUUGUUUUUUUUUUGUUUUGUUUUGGUUUGGUUUUUUUCUUUCCUUUUUUUUUUCUUCAGCUUAGCUCUUCUUCCCCCAUUGCACUUUGCUGCAAAGAAAACACCUCUUAGUUUGGGUGGUUUUUUUACACUGUAUUUGUAACGCUAUCUCAGACAUUGGCUUAUUAAGUCACCUAAUGCCUCAUGAUAAAACCUGUGAAGAUUUCUGUGUACAGUUUGGCAGAUACAGAUUACAGAAACAAGAAUAACAUGUAUUACCUUUGCUCUCAUCCCACUUUCUACUCAAAAUAGUCAAAUUUAUUGGAUCUAUAACUAAUAAUUUAUAAAUUAAACACUUCUGGGAUAUUGCUUCAAAGGGAAGCUUGGUUUUCAGAGCUACUUAUGUACAUCAGAUAGAUGCUGUCUUUUUCUCUGUGGGGGAAAAACAAGUGUAAAUAGAAAGGCUUUUAUAAAGAACAGAUUUAUUUAUUGACUCUUCCACCAUUUUUUUUUUCCUUACCUGCUAGAUAUCAGAUUAGUUGGUGGUAGUUCCCCUCCCCUCCCCCCCCCCCCCCCCCCCCCCCCCCCCCCAGGAAUUACGAAGCUUGAGGAGAAAGUUUCAUUAGAUUAUUUUAAUCAAAAAGCCGUCCAAAGAAAGUUCUGCAGAAUUGCUUAUAUUCAGGCAUAUGUAGAUGAGCAAUAGCCCUGUGGAAUUUAGCUUCAUUUAAUUUCUGGUACUCCCCCUUCUUUCUGACUGUAUAGAACAGUGGGUUUUGAUUCAAGUUGUUUCAUCUCUCUUUCUUUUACGAAUGGAUGUUUCCCCAGUCACAUAGAUCAAGAACCAGCUGCACAUCUUCAGAAGUCUUUUAUGAACGGUUUAUGGUUCUUUACCUCUUCCUUGAGAUUGGUCAAAUAUUAACCUCAUAACUUAUUUUGUGGAAGAUUACUGGAUGCUCAUUUAGUGGAGAGAUAAUCAGUAGUCUUAGCAUGGCAUGAUAGCUUAAUGCAAUUUAUUUAAGUGCCUUACAUAAUUUCUUUGGAAUCUUAGGGGUUUUUCCAUCCAGAUUUUGAUGAAAGGUAAAUGAUACUUCACUCUCCAAAUGACAGUGCCUGAAAAGUCCUGUUAGAAUUAUACAUGUUAAACUUCUCUUUGUUUAGCAUGUCUAGUGCUACAUUUCUGUUGUGAUUUUUUCCUUUCAAGUUAAUGAUAAACUUCCUGCAGUUUUAUCUUUUUCUCCUGUUGCAUUACCUAUGUUUUAGCUUAUAUUUUCAGUGUUAAAUGGCCUAUGUAAUGCAUAGAAGUUCCAAAAGAAGAUUACAUACUUCCACAGAAGUAUGUAAUGACAGAAGUUCCGAACUGCAUAAACUAAACAGGCAUGCAUUCUUAUACUCUGCUCUCAGUCUUUUUCAAAAGAACAUGUUUAUGGAUUUUAACUUCUAAACCUGUCAAGACUUAGAUCUUCCCUGCAACCUAACCAGGUGUAAAUGAUUCUAUGCUGGAAGAAUAAACAGAAAUUGGUGUCUCCUCAUGAA
Messenger RNA from Tyto alba (common barn owl), 2893 nucleotides. It is a transcript of the gene GTF2H5, whose product is annotated as general transcription factor IIH subunit 5. Gene Ontology annotation, cellular component: transcription factor TFIIH core complex; transcription factor TFIIH holo complex. NCBI's taxonomy places the organism in Eukaryota, Metazoa, Chordata, Aves, Strigiformes, Tytonidae. The transcript is spliced from 3 exons. The coding region runs from base 202 to 417 and encodes 71 amino acids. The record is from RefSeq and is a predicted model, not a curated record. Gene Ontology annotation, biological process: nucleotide-excision repair, preincision complex assembly; nucleotide-excision repair; transcription by RNA polymerase II.